Messenger RNA from Onthophagus taurus, 1697 nucleotides. RefSeq names its product Mediator complex subunit 30 (gene MED30). The record is from RefSeq and is a predicted model, not a curated record. Gene Ontology annotation, biological process: positive regulation of DNA-templated transcription. Gene Ontology annotation, molecular function: transcription coregulator activity. NCBI's taxonomy places the organism in Eukaryota, Metazoa, Arthropoda, Insecta, Coleoptera, Scarabaeidae. Gene Ontology annotation, cellular component: mediator complex.
AACGGCAGUAACUAAUCCUGUCAAAAUGUUAUGAUCUGAUAAAUACGUUUUAAAAACCAAUAUGUUAGUGUACAAAACAAGAACAAAAAUAAAUAAAUUAGUGCUGUGAUAAAAGACAAAGUAUAUAAAUCGAAGAGUAAUAUCUAAAAAAGUAAAGAUACGAAAAUGUCGGCACCUCAACAUCACUUUUUACCAGGUUUAAAUCCUCAGCAAGGCGCAAUGCGAUCUCAAUUUGGUACCGGCCCGAUGCAAGCGCAAAUGGGGGCGCCAAUGCAAACUCAAAUGGGUGCUCAACUUGGGAAUCAAAUGCCUGUACCAAUGCCAAAUCAAAUGCCACCUCAAAUGAAUAAUCCCAUGAUGACUCCGAUGGGAAAUCCAUUAAACAGCCAAAUGAUGGCGCAAAUGAAUCAACAAUAUACAAUGAAUGGACCUAGUCAAAUGCCACAACAUCAAGGACCUAAUCCAAUGCAAAUCCCUCCAAAUUCAAUGACGGGGAUGGCUCAUCAUCCAAUGCAACAAGCACAGCCUCCUGUGAUGCAACAAACUAACGCUGUUCCUCCAACCCCCGCACAACCUCAACAACAACCAAAUAAAGAGUUUAACACAGCUUCAAUAUGUAGAUUUGGACAAGAAACAGUCCAAGAUAUUUAUAGUAGAACCCAAGAAGUAUUUCAAACCUUAAAAACAAUUCAACCUCCAAAUGGCACACCACAAGGUACAAAUAUAAGCAACGAUAAAAAAGCGAAGAUACAAGAACAAUUGAGGACCAUAAGGGUACUAUUUAAAAGAUUAAGAUUGAUCUAUGAAAAGUGUAAUGAUAAUUGCCAAUUGCAAGGGAUGGAAUAUACGCAUAUUGAGAGUUUAAUACCGUUUAAAGAUGAAAUUGAUCCUAAGUAUGAUGAAAAGAAAAAUUCGGAAGCUUAUAGAUUAAUUUGUGAAGAAAGUAAGGAAGUUAUGGAACAGGUUGUGCAGAAAAAUAAACAAAUGAAAGAAGUUAUCGAUCAUUUGAGAAGAAUUAUAUAUGAAAUAAAUACAAUGUUAAACAUGAGACGUUCUUAAAUAAUCCUCGUUUUUCACUUUAGAUUAAAAGCUUGUUAAUAUUGUUUAUUUUGCAUGUAUGUAGGUAAUUAAUCUUUAUAAAGUGUGUCUACAAAUUGUCCUGGAAACGAAUUUGUUUCACCAAAUCUGCUUUACUCUAACUACAUUAAUACCAAGGCUGUGUAAAUAGUUAUCUGUAUAACAAGGCUAAUUAAUAGAAGUAUAUUUUUAACAUUUAAGGUAAAUUGUUGGAGAUAAUUCGCGGCUGAGGUAUAAAUUUUUUUAGAACCGCAUAAAUAUGUUGUAUGAUGAGAUAAUUUAUACACACACUAUAUUAGAAUUAAAUUUAGAAUAUAUUUAUUUGACGUUUAACAACUUUCAGUUUUGCUAAUACAUUUCAUCAAGUACCUGUCUUAUGUUAAUUAAUUAACAUAUAAUAAAGCUUGUAUAUUACGGGAUGUAAAUUUUUGUUUAAUUAAAAUAUUUUAUAAUCUAAAACGUCAAAUAAAUUAUUACAAAACGACUUGAUAUAUAAAUAUUUAGUAACAUUAAUCCAUCAAUUCUAAUGUUCUAACUACUGUAUAUAAAGUAUAAGUAGGGGAUAUAUAUUUGUAUAGAGUUAUUUGUGAACUUUGUCUCUAACAAGUUGUUGUUAAAUA